Molecule: messenger RNA, 1631 nt
Organism: Passer domesticus (house sparrow)
Lineage: Eukaryota; Metazoa; Chordata; Aves; Passeriformes; Passeridae
Product: acrosin-like
Exons: 5
Coding region: 35-1450 (471 amino acids)
Biological process (GO): proteolysis; acrosome reaction
Molecular function (GO): serine-type endopeptidase activity
Source: RefSeq, a predicted model, not a curated record
ACUCUGUGACAUCAGCCCCAGGGCUGCAGGUGCCAUGGGCAAUGCAGUGCUGCAGGCACUCGGCUCGGAGGCUGCACUGCAAGAGACAAGCUUUUGUUUCCUGGCAGUGAUGAACCUGCUGUACCUCCUCAUCCUGCUGGCUGUGUACAGACCUGCACAUGGCACCUGGGACAACUGCAAAGGGACCUGUGGGCAGCGGCCCAUGGCUUCUGACUUCAACUCCAUAGCUGCUGACUACAGAAUGAUGGCUGGCGCAGGUGCCCUGCCAGGGGCCUGGCCCUGGAUUGUCAGCAUCCAGGACCCCAGGAAAAUAGGCACUGGCCAUACGUGUGGAGGGUCCCUCAUCAGCCCACAGUGGGUCCUCACAGCAGCCCACUGCUUCCUCCAGGCCAGGAACGUCACCAUGUGGCGUGUGCUGAUCGGGGCCACCCAGCUGACCCAUCUGGGCCCCGAGGCCCAGGUGCGCCACAUCAAGCGGCUGCUGGCCCACCAGGAGUACACGGCUGACUCCCAGCAGUAUGACAUUGCCCUGCUGGAGCUGGACGAGCCCGUGGAGUGCAGUGACUACGUGCAGCUUGCCUGCGUGCCCAACGCCUCGCUCACGGUGUCCGAGCUGAAAACCUGCUACAUUGCUGGCUGGGGUUCUGCCAGUGCAAAAGCUCAGGGUGCCAGCGAUGUCCUGCAGGAAGCCAAGGUCCGUCUCCUGGACAUCCAGCUGGUGAACAACAGCCGCUGGUACGCCGGGACCAUCCACACCCACAACCUGUGUGCUGGCUACCCACGGGGGGCCAUGGACACCUGCCAGGGUGACAGUGGAGGGCCUCUGGUGUGCAAAGACAACCGUGCCAGCCACUUCUGGCUUGUUGGAGUGACCAGCUGGGGAAAAGGCUGUGCCAGAACAAAACGGCCGGGAGUCUACACCUCCACUCAGUACUUCUACGACUGGAUCCUGAUCCAGAUGGGCGUGUGCCCACCCGUAACAGCCACUUCAACACCAGAGUCAGCCUGCAUCUCAAGCCCUCUUGAGCAGCCAGAGCCAACACCAACAGAAUCAGGCUGCUCUACUCCCACUCCAUAUCCACAGUCAGUUGAAACAGAGACUCCAACAGCAGAGCCAACCUUCAGCUCAAUCUCCUUUGAGGAGCCAGAGCUAGAGCCAGAGCCAGAGCCAGAGCCAGAGCCAGACGCAGAGCUAGAGCUAGAGCCAGAGCCUGAGGCAGAGCCAGAGCCAACACCAACAGAGCCAGGCUGCUCUACACCCAGCCCUCAAUACCCAACUGCAGCAGCCACACCAGAGCCAGCCUGGACCUCAAACCCCCCUGAAGAGCCAGUGCCAACACAACCUCUCUUGCCCGCUCCACAUCCGUACCAGAUACUGGAGCAAUUCUUAACUCAGGUGCACCAGAUGCUGCAGAACCUCAUGGGAAAAAAGGCAGGAGGAGAAGGAUGAACAGGAUCCAGUGCAGGCUGCAGUGGACCAUGACCACUUCAUACUGGGGCAGUGCCUGCUGAUCCAAAGGCAGCCUCAGGGUCAAAGGUGUCCUCUGUCCUGCCCACCUUCCUCCUCUGCAUGCACACAAAUGCUAAAAUUGAUUUAGUUGUGGAAAUAAAGUUGCCUAUUGCCACUGUUA